Molecule: messenger RNA, 813 nt
Organism: Leptosomus discolor (cuckoo roller)
Lineage: Eukaryota; Metazoa; Chordata; Aves; Leptosomiformes; Leptosomidae
Gene: TMEM72
Product: transmembrane protein 72
Source: RefSeq, a predicted model, not a curated record
AUGCGGCACAAUGAGUUUUGGAGAGCCCUGGAGUACACCUGUCGAUUGCUGGGCAUCUCCACCGCAGCAGUGCUGAUCGGUGUGGGUGUAGAAACUCUGCAGCGAGGACAGUUCAAAAGCCUGGCUUUCUAUCUGCUUUUUUCAGGGGUUGCAGUUACUGUCUGUGAAGGCUUCUUCUUUAUCUGUUUGUUCCUGGAGAUGUGCUUCACGUAUGAGCCUGACUCCCUGGCACAGGCCUGCUGGAAGCGAGCUAGACGCCCAGGGAGCUUCCAGAAAUUCCUGGGGUACACACUCCUCUCAGUGGCUUGCUUUCUGCAUCCCAUCCUCGUCUGGCACGUCACCAUCCCUGGGUCCAUGCUAGUGCUCACUGCCCUGGCCUACUUCCUGCUGAGCAAGAGGAGGAAGAUCCCAGCACACAAGGAAGAGACUCAUCCGCAGGCAGGCCAGUAUGUGGACCCUUCAGCCACCGCAGCAGCCCCAACUGUCGCUGGUGACACUGAACAGACCUACACCUUCCAUGGGGCCCAGAGAGAGCAGCACCACUCACUGCUGGGCCACAUGAAGAGCAUCCUGAAGGGUAGCAAGGACAGGAACCCGACCCCAGCAGCUCCUGCCCAACCAGCAGCCCCACCAGCCCCACGCAAGCAAGUGCACUUCCAGGAGAAGGUGGUGCAGAUCAUCCCCUCUGUCAGUGAGAGCUUGGAGGAUGUGGAGAGUGAGACUGAAGAGACCACAUCGGACACAACACCCAUCCUCACCCCACCUGAUGCCCCUGUCAUCCUCGCUCCCCUCGGCUCCACAGGCCUCUUUUGA